Gambusia affinis (western mosquitofish) is the source of this 6116-nucleotide messenger RNA. RefSeq lists its product as uncharacterized. Gene Ontology annotation, biological process: protein desumoylation. Gene Ontology annotation, molecular function: deSUMOylase activity. The transcript is spliced from 17 exons. Lineage: Eukaryota; Metazoa; Chordata; Actinopteri; Cyprinodontiformes; Poeciliidae. The coding region runs from base 3149 to 4129 and encodes 326 amino acids. The record is from RefSeq and is a predicted model, not a curated record. Gene Ontology annotation, cellular component: nucleus.
UUGUGUUAUUUUAAACGCCAAGAGAAUCGGUCUUUCUUCAACUUUUGUAGCUUCAGCUUGACAGAAAUAAAAGUCAGUCACCAAACACAAUUUUUCAACACAUAGUGUGUAUUUAUAGUUUUUCAUUGCUGAUAUAAGAGGAUGGUAGCUGGCUGAUAGCAAGGCACAAAAAUUAAGACUUCCUGAAAAGAUGAGAGUGUAGACUUUCUGGUAAAUCUUGUUCUAAUGUAAAAUAUGACAGAUCACUGGAUUGAGGAAAUUUCUAGUAUACUACAUGCUACCACACAUAACAAUUUUUGAGAAUUUGGAAACAGUUGCUCUUUAUUCCCCAAAGUUAUGGGAGGAGGAGAGGAGAGAAUGGAUAUUUCAGCUGCCUGAAAUAAUCCGUUCCCCCUCCAUAAAAUGGGAACAAAUUAACUUACCAGAAAAUCUUUUAUUGUGCUUAUUUCUCUCAUCAUCAAAAACAAAUCCUAUGAAUUUGGUAAUACUUUCUCUUUAUUUGACAAAGUUAUGAGGGGGGAACCAUAUAUUUUAGCCACCUAAAAUAAUCCGUUCCCCCUCCAUAAAAUGGGAACACAAUGACUUACCAACAAGUCUUUAACUGUGUUUAUUCCUCUCAUCACCAACAAUAAAUCAUGUGAAUUUGGUAGCAUUUGCUCUUUAUUUGACAAAGUUGGGGGGGGGUUAACCAAAUAUUUUAGCCACCUGAAAUAAUCCGUUCCCCCUCCAUAAAAUGGGAACAAAUUAACUUACCAGAAAAUCUUUUACUGUGCUUAUUCCUCUCAUCAUCAACAACAAAUCCUGUGAAUUUGGUAGCAUUUGCUCUAAAUUUGACAAAGUUAUGAGGGGGGGACCAAAUAUUUUAGUUGUUCUUGCCCCUGAAAUAAUUUGUCCCCCCUCCAAAACAUGGGAAAAAAUAAACACACCUUGUGAAUUUUGAAACUGUUGGUCAUUAUUUUUCUUUAUAUCGUUUGAAACAUUUAUUUUUUUAUAUUUUGAAAUCAAAUGGUUAAAAUAAAUAUGACUGUUAGUUUGAUGAUCUUUAUGAAAGGUAUUUUCUGUUUAGAUAUUUAUCUAUUUAAAUAUUUUUAUAUAUAUUUGCAAAUACAUUUGCAGAUAUUACAACUAACAAUGUACCUUACAAUAGAAACACAUACGCUGUUUUCUGGACAGUCAAAAAUCACGUGAUGCUAUUCCUUCAAUCAAUUAUGCAAAUGUGCAAGUCCGCUCUGUGUUGGUCAGGUUGUUUAUCACGUUUUGCUUUAUGUUAAGCCAACUAUUGCAUUAACUCGACACUUUUCAUAAAUAUGGACAGUUUGGAAUAUGAAACGCUCUUUAACUAUAAAGCUAAAGGCGAAUAUCCCCCGCAGUCAACAAAGCAAAAAAAAUAUGUCAUUCGAAGGAAAGCCUCUUCGUACAAGAUUGAAGGUAAGAAUUUUUAUCUUCCAGAGUGAUACCUUGAAGGUAACCUCUACUUUAAUAUGUAUCAAAUAGUGGAAUGCAUUAGUUAUCUAAAAAGCAGUUAGAUAACACUCAAUGCUUUUUUGUUAUUGAUUUCCUGCUGUAUUAAUUUCGAUUAAUAUGUGUGCCCACACGAUUGUUACUCCAAGUUAUAAUGCAGGAAUAACGCACAAUUUUCUUGACUGCACUUGUUAUUCAUGUGAAUUACACUUCUACUCCAUUUCUACUUUUAAGUUGUGUUGUCGAAAGAUUCCCAUACUGCUACAUUAAUCAAUAAAAGAAACAAAAUCUAGCAAAGUGGCCAAUUUUAAAGGAAUAUGCAUUUGAUAAUGUCUUUCUUUAUGUUCUGUUUAUUGCAUGCUUCUUGUUUCAACUUCUAUGUAUAAGUCAGGUAGUAGUAUACAUUUGCCUAUUUUUAGAAUUAUAAAUGUAUUUUAAUAAUAGAAUUUCAUGCUUCAGUCAUAUUUUUAUUAGUGGCUUUAUCUUUUCCAAGGAAAUGACCUCUUCUAUGUUAGACACAAAGGCAGUCGUUCCACAACAAAGGUGAAAGUUGUUAAAGGUGCUGAGGAAGCCGAAAGAAUAUUUGUUGACUUCCAUGCCAGCCCUACAGGUGCACAUUGUGGACAAAUAAAAACAACAGAUGCCAUCUCAAGAAGAUUUUAUUGGCCAGGAAUGUCUGUGGACAUCAAGAAAUGGGUCUCUGAGUGCUCAUCCUGUCAGGCCAGUGGCCAAGCACUGAAACAACCAUCAGUGUAUACUCCCUUAAAGGUUUCCCAUCCCUUUGAAUUAAUUGGGAUGGACCUCAUCGGAAACCUGGCCGAAACAAAAUCUGGACACAAGUAUAUUUGUGUCAUGAUUGACUAUUUUACGAAGUGGUCACAGGCAUAUCCCCUAAAAUCUAAAUCUGCACCUGAAGUUACGGGAUGCAUAAUUAAGUUUGUGCAUCAGUUUGAAGCCCCAAAAAGGAUUCUGACCGACCAAGGACGAGAAUUUGUAAAUUCCAUAAACCAAGAAGUGUGCAAAAUUCUUAAUAUAAAACGAAGCCUAUGUUCGCCCUACCAUCCCCAAACAAAUGGGUUGGUUGAAAAAAUGAAUGGGACCAUUCAAAGAGAUCUGAGUAAGGUUGUGGAUGGCCAUCCACAUACUUGGGAUGAGUAUUUGGAUGCUGUGAUGUUUGGGAUUCGCACCAAAAAACAAAUAACAACACAGUAUUCCCCAUACUUCCUCAUGUUCGGAAGAGAGGCACGCUAUCCCUCGGAAGUCCCUGAACAUUACAUGAUUGACGGUGCUGUGGAGGACGUCAUUGGAGUGGAGGAGUUGGCAGAGGACCUUAAAAUCCAAGAAAGCUUGAGGAGCAUUGUCAGUGACAAUGUAUCCAAAAAACAAGAGAAAGCGAAGGGCAGAGCACAACAAAUUGUUUGGACUGUGUUUAAACCUGGUGACCAAGUGUGGAGGCAGAACACACGCAGUCAGCAGAGAAAAGGUGGGAAGUUGGAUGCUGGUUUUCUUGGACCCUUUACAGUCAUCAGUCUUCAAGGCAAAAAUGCAGAUAUUCAAGAUGAGAAUGGUGUGAUAUUCCGGAAGAUAAACACUGACCAUCUGAAAAUCUGCAUUAAAGAGAAUCCUCGACUGCCACACUGUUUAAAAAUUCAAGAAAUCAAAAUAAAUUUUGCUCAACCCCCGGCUGAUGCAGCACUACACCCUUAUGAUCCAGUACCACCCCCCCCUUCUCCAACAUCACCCCCCCUUCUCCAACAUCUCCCCCUGCUCCAGCAUCACCCCCCCCCCCCCCCGCUCCAACAUCACCCCCCCUGCUCCAACAUCUCCAGCAUCACCCCCCCCCCCGCUCCAGGAAGGAAAUUGUUUGUCACCACCCUCUGCUCCAACAUCUCCCCCCGCUCCAGCAUCACCACCCUCUUCUCUGCCUAUAACUCCUCUUCCGUCUGCUUCCCAGGGAAAAUCUCUAGCAGAGAAAUAUGUGCAAGAUGCUUUUACUGGGAAAAACGUCUUUGUCCUUCUGUCAAAAGUAAAUGCAUACAAGUUGUUUUACUUUGACAUUAAUAAAAUUGGUCCUGACAUGGAACUGGAGAGUCAGUCUAUUAACGCAUUUAUGGCUGUCAUCGUGAAGGAUUACAACAGCCAGAACACAGGACAGGCUGCCUUCAUAGACUCAUUUGCAAUGACAGCAAUGUGGCAGGGAAAAAGUCCUAGAUUAAAAAAGAUGAACCCAAUGAAUUAUGAAAUAAUUCUGGGAAUCAACAAUCAACACCACCACUGGACUUUAGUGGUGAUCUACCCACAAGAGAAAAAGUCUUUGUUCUUGAAUCCACUGGGGGAAUCAAAACAAGACAUCCAGAAAUGUUUGCAAAUCACAAGGGCAUUUAUGAGGAAGAAGGGGUGCAAUGUCUCACGUUGGACAUGUGACACAGUCAAGCAUCCAAAACAACAGGAUAGUACAUCAUGUGGUGUAUUUUCACUGAAGUUUGCAGAAAAAAUCCUAUCAAAGGAGGUUGUGGAUUUUCCUGUUUCCAAUGAGGCGGUCUACAGCAUGAGGUUGGAAAUUGCUGUGAGACUUAUCCUUAACAGUGAUGACCUAAAAGACUUGUGCCACUUCUGUGGAGAGAUGGAAAGUGACUCAGAUGUGAACUGGGACGUUCUUUUCGGAUGACAAUUUCCCAGAUGUUCCUGUCCGUGCUGCCUGUGUUUUUGUUUUUGGCGCUGUCGUUGCUGACAGGGCUGUCAGAGCUGGGAGUUAUUUCAGUCCAUCUUGAUGUAUUUUUACAAUUUCCAACUUGGGCCAGAAUUUUCCUAAUUCUGUUGGUUCUGCUGUUUCUUACUAUUGAAGUGGGCCUUUUGAUUCGUUUUCGACAACACUUUAUAUCAAAUCGACCACGACGUCCAGUGACCGUUCAGUCAGAAGAAACUAUAGCUCUAAGGUAGACCCAAAGAGAUGGGAAACGGUACCUUGUUGUCGACUGUGGAGUCAAAAGAUAAACAUAUCAGCUUCACCGUUCAUGAAGUCCUGGAAGGAGGAUCCCUGAAGAAGCUGCAAAUCUAAAAUUUAAGUGGGAGGAAAAACUGUGGAGAAAAACUUCAAACAGCUCCUGAUAGAAAUCUUCUGUGAUGGUGUCUGGGAUGAAUAUGAGGAAAACUUCCCCAAUCAGGUUCAGGAGAUGAUGUAUGAUUUUACUCAUCUCUAACAUUUCAAUAAAGAUGUUCAGAUCAGUUGCCUGGGUAACCUGGUCAUGUUGGCUGAGAAACAGAAAAAGAAAGAGAUUGAAACGUGGAAGGAGCUUCCUGGGAUGAUGGAUCCAUCAGAAUCUUCAGAGAUACUGAAAACUUUCUAUGAUGAGCAUUUGCAAGGAAUAACUAAGAAACUCAGGAAAAAAUUAGACAAAAAUCUCAACAUUGGUAAUAUUGUGUUAGUGGGAGGUUUGGCUGAGAGCCAGAUUCUACGUCAGCACAUCACUGAUCAGUUUGGACCUCAGUAUAAAGUCCUGUGUCCUCUUAGACCCCAGGAAGCGAUCCUGAAAGGAGCCGUAGAGUUGGGGAGAAACCCAAAGUUGGUGGAGUAUUCUAUUUAUUAAAUAUCUUCUGGUCUGAAUCCACCUUUGCCUCCUCUUCUUUAAUUUGUGAAAUAUAUAUGUACAUAUAAGUUUGCAGUGACGUGCGGUCAGGGGAGGCAGGUGAGGCAGUGCCUCACCAGCCAUCAUGGAAAGAAAGAAAAUAUAUAAUCAUAAAGUAAUUUAAAUUGUUAUAUUCAUCCGGUGGUUUGUACUAAAAAAUAUUUAUUUUUCAUGUAGCUUCACCAAUUUCGAUUUUUAUUUGUUCAAAAUCGCUGAAUUUUCUUAUUUUCCCAUUCAAAUGCUUGGAAGCGAUGCCGGUGAGGCAGCAGCGAGCUCUGCCUCACCUUGGAUUGCGCAACCCCUGGCUCUGCGCUGGCUGCUAAGCGGAGAGAGCAUGUUGCUGUACGGCGUCAAUAAAAUGGUUUAAACAAAUUUAAUAUGUGAACUUAUUUCCAAUAAUUUAGCUUAUGUAUAUAAUGUACAGUGCUUUUUGUCACCAACUGUGUUUGUGUAACGUGUUUCGUGUAAUGAGCGAUUAUAAACGGCAGAGAACAGGUUCGAGGUGAGGCAGGCAGUUCUCUUGCCUCAUGGCAGGGGGCGCUCAAGAUCCCAGACGUUCGUCUUGUUCACUCCUCAACUGCCGAGUAAGUGACAGCGAGCUAGGCUAAACGAUUCGGGAAGCAAGUCAAGUGCGGCGAUAGAUUAUAAUAGAGAUAGUGAUUUUUUUCCUCUCGCUUAUCCCGACUUUCGACAUGGAUUAUUUUAUUUUGUUUUGUUUUUUAAGGAAAUGUGUGUUUUGUGAGCUACAGUUUGUAUGUGUAAGGAUGCAGAAGUGAAACAUAACCUGUAAACUGCUGUCAAUCUAUGCAUCUAUUUGCAAAUCUGAUUCUGAUGACGUCAGUGCCUCACCAGUUAUGAACCUCAUCGCACGUCACUGUAAGUUUGUGUUUCAAUGGUCUAACUGGAUCACAGCUGAGCUCCAGCACAUAAGACAAUGUUGCAAUUAAUUUUUUGUUUUGAAUAAUUCAGAGAAUAUGUACAGUUGUUUUAUUGUUUACAGAUUGAAUUAACAAUAAAAGUAAAUUUUGU